AUGAGAGUGAUGGAAGAAAAAGCUAUGAGGCUUUUAACCUAUGACUUGCUCCAAAAGCGCCAGAGGGCUGUAGAUUUCUCAAACGAGAUCUGGGCUUUGCGAAACUUUGACCAUGCAAAAGCAAAUCAGAGCUCGAUAAAGAAGAUGGAACCUGAUCGUACAAGAUUCGGAGGUCCGAGAGAGUUGUGUGGUGCGGUGGAUCUUAUAUCUCAAUACAAAUUAUUGCAACACCAUGAAUUCUUUUGCAAAAAAUCACUUCCCGCGUCUCUAUCAGAUGCCCAUUAUCUUCACAAUGUGGUUGGGGACACAGAGAUCAGAAAAGGAGAAGGAAUGCAAUUAGAUCAGCUUAUUGAGAACAUGUCACAGAGCCGGGAGACUAGUACCCGCAUCCAACCUUUUGAUAUAGAUGAGCUUAAGGAGGCUUUCCAACUAAAUGAUACAACUCCUGUUGAAUUGCCCCUAGCAGAGAAGGGAGCUCCUACGAUUCCGUCAAAGUCAAAAAGUGAGUCAAAAGAUAAGGACAGGAAACAUAAAAAACACAAGGACAGGGAUAAGGACAAAGAUAGAGAGCAUAAGAAGCACAAACACAGGCAUAAAGAUAGAAGCAAAGACAAAGAUAAAGACAAGGACCGAGACAGAAAGAAGGACAAAAAUGGCCACCACGAUUCGGGUGAUCACUCUAAAAAACAUCAUGAUAAGAAAAGGAAACACGAUGGAGAUGAAGAUCUAAAUGACGUUCAGAGGCACAAGAAAAACAAGCAUAAGAGCUCAAAGCUUGAUGAGAUGGGUGCAAUAAGGGUUGCUGGCUAA
Microthlaspi erraticum is the source of this 810-nucleotide messenger RNA. The record is from the annotation of a GenBank genome assembly. Lineage: Eukaryota; Viridiplantae; Streptophyta; Magnoliopsida; Brassicales; Brassicaceae.